Molecule: messenger RNA, 1505 nt
Organism: Episyrphus balteatus (marmalade hoverfly)
Lineage: Eukaryota; Metazoa; Arthropoda; Insecta; Diptera; Syrphidae
Product: tektin-2
Exons: 4
Coding region: 99-1403 (434 amino acids)
Biological process (GO): cilium assembly; cilium movement involved in cell motility
Cellular component (GO): microtubule cytoskeleton; nucleus
Source: RefSeq, a predicted model, not a curated record
UACUUUCUUCAAGUCGAGUAUUUGAAAAAUUCGCAGUCAGUUCUGUAUUUUCCUUAAAAUAAAUUUUUGGAUUUUUAAAUAGUUUAAACCAAUCUAAAAUGGAUUCUUCUCACCUUGUUACUAUAAUGGAAAAACCCAUUCAGCAUAUUGGCUUGGCUGAUUGGCAUUCUCGGGUAAAUCAAUUGAGAAAUGUUGCAAAUGCACGACGAAAUGAUGCCUUUGAUAUAAGACACUUAUCACGAACACUUCGUAAUGAAACUAGAAUUGAGGCUGAUUGGAGUAAUUAUGAAAGCAAUGAAGCCCUCUCCUCAAGGAUUGCCGAACUCAAUCGUUGGCGUAUAACAAUUCAGAAAGCUUAUGAUAGAAUCGUUCAAGAAGUUAAUUUAUUGAAGGAAGAAUGUGCUUCAACGGAACGUGAAUUGGAAGCAAUGACUACACCUUUAACUGUCGUUGCUGAAUGUUUGACUAUGCGUGAUAGUCGACUUGGUUCUGAGCUUACGAAUGAUGAUGCUGAUACAGAGCUUAAGAAGGAACUAUCAGUUGUUGAGAAUAAUCAUAGACUUUUGAGAGAGCAAUGUCAUGCUGCAUGGGAGAAACUUAUUCGUCUGGAAGAGGUUCAGCAAAAAAUAGCCAACGCAUUGGAUCAUAAGAUUGAUGCUGAAAAGAUUGAUGCUACUCAACUUGAGUUGAAUAAACUCUCUUCGAAUAUUACUUUUAAAACUGAUCCGACAAGGCAUCCAAGAAAUUCUUGCACUUAUCAAGCUUGGCUUGAGUCCACAAAAAAUCUCAAGCAGAUGGCUGAAAAUGAGCUAACAGAUACGUAUUCUGUCCGAGAAUCGUUGUUUGUUGCUCGGGAAAAAGCUAGAAAUAUCUUGAUUUCGCAACAAGAUAGAACUGAACAUACUAUUCGAAAGAGAAUCUUUGAAACUCAGCGAGCUCGUAACGAGCUUGAAUGGCAAAAGCUUAAGAUGAAAGAGGAAAUGCAAAAAGUUCAUGGAGAAAUAAGAAAUCUUGAACAAGCUCUUCGAGAUAAAACGGAUGCUUUAAAAUUAGCUGAAACUAGACUUGAAAACAGAACAGAGCGUUUAGGGAUUGAAAAAUGUCUAGAUGAGCCAUAUGACAAGUUGUGUCUUGAGGUCUCAGCUAUAAGAACGAUUCGGAGAAAUUUGGAAGAUCAGAUAGAUGCUGCAAGAACUAGUUACAAUAUAUUAGAAGAACAUGAACAUAAAAUUGAUGAGGAUCUUAAUAAUAAACAACAUUCUCUUAUGACCGAUAUUAAAGCUUUGGAUUUGAGAGCCCGUUUGAGGGGAGGUGAGUUUGUGGAGACGAUGAGUGGUCCGUCUGCGCAAACGGAACGGAAUAUAAAAUUGACUAGAAUGGAAGAUGAAGUACCAAAAAAUUGAAUCUUUUGUUCCAUGUUUGUAAUUUAGCAAUGAAAUUUUAAUAACUGUCUUGAAAUAAUAAGAAUCAUAUACUACAUUAAAAUCAAACUUAUUAAACUUAAA